AUGUCGGAAGCUAUCACUAAAAUUGAUCUGCAGGGCGCUUUGCCUCUCGUUGCCAGUGGCAAGGUACGCGACUUGUAUGAGGUCGAUGACAAGACACUACUCUUCGUUGCUAGUGAUCGCAUCUCAGCCUACGAUGUGAUUAUGGAGAAUGGAGUUCCCAACAAAGGCGUCUUACUCACACUUUGCACAAAGACCUGGUUCGAGAUCUUGACAAAGGCCAUUCCCUCCCUGCGCACCCACUUCAUUACACUCGACCUCCCACCGCAGAUCCCCGAGUCGCUGCGUCCUAAGCUACAGAAACGAAGCAUGCAGGUGCGCAAGCUGCGUAUUCUUCCCAUUGAAGCCAUCGUCCGUGGAUAUAUUACUGGCUCCGCUUGGAAGGAGUACCAGAAGUCUGGCACUGUCCACGGCAUCAAGGUGGCGCCAGGACUUCAGGAGAGCGAGGCUUUCCCCGAUGGUCCAAUCUACACACCUAGCACGAAGGCUGAGUUGGGUGAGCACGACGAGAACAUCCACCCCGAUGAAGCGACUAAAAUUGUCGGCGAACCCUACGCGUCUACCGUUGCCUCGCUGGCCGUGCAGCUGUACAAGGCGGCUCAUGCCUAUGCUCUGGAGCGAGGAGUCAUCAUUGCAGACACCAAGUUCGAGUUCGGCGUGGACGAGGAAACCAACGAGGUUGUGCUGGCCGACGAGGUUCUGACCCCCGACUCCUCCCGCUUCUGGCCCAAGGACUCGUAUAAGAUUGGGCAAGGUCAGGCAAGUUUCGACAAGCAGUACCUGCGUGACUGGCUGGUCUCUGAGGGCCUCAAGGGCAAGGAGGGUGUUCGUAUGAGCGAGGAAGUCGUCCAGAAAACGGCGGAGAAGUAUAAGGAGGCCUGGGAGAAGAUCACCGGCAACCAAUAG
Molecule: messenger RNA, 903 nt
Organism: Penicillium diatomitis
Lineage: Eukaryota; Fungi; Ascomycota; Eurotiomycetes; Eurotiales; Aspergillaceae
Product: phosphoribosylaminoimidazolesuccinocarboxamide synthase
Exons: 3
Coding region: 1-903 (300 amino acids)
Biological process (GO): 'de novo' IMP biosynthetic process
Cellular component (GO): cytoplasm
Molecular function (GO): phosphoribosylaminoimidazolesuccinocarboxamide synthase activity
Source: RefSeq, a predicted model, not a curated record